Molecule: messenger RNA, 951 nt
Organism: Closterium sp. NIES-65
Lineage: Eukaryota; Viridiplantae; Streptophyta; Zygnematophyceae; Desmidiales; Closteriaceae
Source: the annotation of a GenBank genome assembly
AUGCCUCCCAGAGCGAGGCCUGUUAAGCCAGCUAACAAGAUGGUCACUGAUGAUGCCGCUGCUGCUGCUGCUGCUACGCUGAAGACUCCUGCUGCUGGUCCGUCGGCUCGCCCUGCAUCUGUUACGGCUGUUCCGUUGAAGUCGUCACGCACUCUGUUUGCGGAGGAUGACUUUGAGUCGCUAACGCUGUCUGCUAAGCUCACGGCUCUCCGGAUCGAGCAGGCUGCUGGUGGGAAAGCAGAUAAAGGCAAGGCGAAGGACACGGAUUUCAAGGAUGCUGUGUCAGACGCGGAAGAUGAUGCUGCUGGUGAUGAGGAUCAGGACGCACCUGACGCUGCACGCCGCGUCAACUUCAUGGAUGAUGAGGAUGAUGACCUUCAGGCGCAUGACCCGAAGGAGUGCUUCAAGGAUAAGGCGAAGGAGGAUCUGGCGGCGAAGCUUCGGAGGAAGAUCACUGAUCCGGCUGUUAUUGAGGUGCUGUUUCUCGGGGUUGCUGCGGAGAUCUCCCCGGAGAUGCUGCAUGAGGCGCUCGCCAUCUCUCCGCUGAAGAUCUGCAAGCGUCCGGCCUUCAAGGAGGGUUUUCACUUCCAUCGCGUGGUGCACCCUGUUUCGGGGCUGGACACUGACCGGGUGAAGGGAUUGGUGGUCGCUCAUGAGAAUGAUCACUGCGUAUCUCCCACCCGUGCAGUGGCUGCGACUGUAGCCACAACGACAACCAAGAUCAUCCUCAAGGAUCCCGUGCUGGUGCUGGUCUCAACGGCAGGGAACAGGGAGGAAUGGGUCUGCCUGCUGGAGUGUUGCGAGAAGGCGAAAGGUUCCUCCUUCGAGCAGGCUGCGCAUCAUGCGCUUUCCCAGCGCCAUCGGGGAGGGCUGGGGAAUCAGGGUGCUGCCACGCAUGUACUCAAGGACAAGCUGAAUCUCCGUGUGCUGCGCAAGGAGUACGGGAUUUAA